Molecule: messenger RNA, 583 nt
Organism: Arabidopsis arenosa
Lineage: Eukaryota; Viridiplantae; Streptophyta; Magnoliopsida; Brassicales; Brassicaceae
Source: the annotation of a GenBank genome assembly
UCUCUCUCUGCCACUCAAAGAAAGCCUAAUCCUAUCCAAGCCAAUGGAGGAGACGACAUGGGAACAGAGAUUACAAGCGGUGACACAUAUCCUCACAAACCCAACAACGAAACCAUCACUUCACUCUCAAUUCCUCAUCGGAGCCCUAAUUCCAAACUACAUCUCGUGGGAUUACCCUCCGAUCUAUUCGCAGACGCAUCUCCGUCAAUGGUGGGUUUCUCAAUUCUUCAAAAGGGUAUCAAGAUUCGGGCUUCCUGAUACAUCGUGGAGGUCGAAUUGUCCGUAUUAUCAGCCGCCGGCGGCGGUUAUGGCUGCCGGAGUUGAGGAAGGGAAAUGGGGAAGAGAAGAGAGGAGAGAGUAUGCGAGGAAGAGACUGAGGAGGAAGAAAUUGGUGAAUGAAGUGAAUCCAUAUAUUCCUCUUUUACUUCCGAAUUUGCUUUUGUUUACUCUCUUGUUAUGGGAUCCUAUUCCUGAGUAAAAUUUAUGGUGAAUCUGUAAUAUCAGUUAUUGAAUUUUUGUUGUAAGCAAGAUCUGUGUUUUUUUGAUUGAAGAAGGAGAAGAGACAUAAACUCAAUUAAAUAAC